AUGGACCCGGGUGCGGCAAAUGCGGCAGGGGAUCCCGCAGUCCUGGUCGCAGCCCAACAGCCAGAGUCUUUCGAUCAGGAGCCCUUUUGGGACGCGUUUUUCGGUCCGUUCUGUGCCUCAAGACCCCAAGAGAUCCCCCCUCUGCUCAACCAGCCCGGUUCGGGAGGCGAAACCUGUUUGCACGUCGCAGCCGCGGGACAACGCGCCAGUCUCGUUCGCAACUUGCUGUUCUGGGGAGCCGAUCUCACUGCGCGCAAUAGCCGUGACCAACUGCCAGCGAUCGAGAGUGAAUGGAUUCAGGAUUUGGAAACCAAUCCGUUGCUAGCCACGGAGGGGGCCGAGGCAGGUGGUGAACUCCCUCGAAAUGCAGCAGAUGAAGAAACACACAAGUGCGCCAUCUCUACCGAGGACCCUGUAGAUCCGUUGUUGGGUAACCGCGAAGGACACACUGUUUCGGAAAACGUGCAGAUGUCCCCCGGCAACGCCCAGGCCUCUGUGCGAACGCAAUCGGAGUCUUCCUCCCGCGCCGGCUCGCGGCGGUCUGAGAGGAAGGGAAAAGACGGGGAGGAUGCCACUCAAAAGCCUCUAGACCGCUCGGGGGACACAGGAAAGAGUUCUGAAUCUGGUCGUGUUCCCCAGAGAGGCAAUGAGGACAAGAAUGGCCCCAGUGGAGGCGGCGGAAUAGCAUCUGCAGCGGACGCAUCAGCACUAGGCGAUGUUUAUGCUGAGAGUGAAUCAUUUCGACCUAACGCGAGGGACCAGGGAGAACCAGCUCUCGAGCAGUCUGGCGCGGAUUGGGUUGCCCGGGAGGUCGAGACGCUAGACAACGAGUACGAGCAAAUGUCAGUCGAGGCUGAGGACUUGCGAGACGAAUUGAAGCGAGUGAAGGAGGAAAACGCGCGGGCAGAGAAGAAGCUAGCAAUGAAAUUCUCGACAACAGGAGACUUCCCCGUGUACAGAGCGCAAACCGGGGACCCACGGUUGACAACGCUCCAGUAUUUCACCACCCUCCGAACCCUGGAAGCUACAGAGGAGGAAAAGAACCGAACGUCGACAUUGACGACGGGAAAAGUGCAACAGGAAACCCGAAAGCUUGCAACACACCGGGAGAAGGUCGAAGAGUGCAGAGCUGCAUUCAGAGGGUUUCUCCGCAAGGUUGCUAAGAAUUCCCAGAUGGCACGGAGCGGGAAGCCGAUCCCGGAGUCGAUUCUCGAGCAACUAAUGCAGCUGGAAGAAGAAAAGACUCGUGCGCUACAAGAGGCGAGGUCUACCAGUACUAAGCUGAAACACCAGCUAGACGUGCUCCAUCAGUUGGCGUCAGAAAAUGACAUGCAGGAGCAGUUCCAUGUCAUGGACUUUGAACAACUGAAGAUCGAAAACCAGGCUCUCAACGAGAAGAUUGUCGAGCGGAACGAGGAAAUCAAGAAACUCCGAUCCAUCAUCGUGUCUGCUGUCCAGUUCAUCACCCACGGGCGCGAGAAGAUUCACUUCUUGGACCACGAGAACGCACGAUUGAUGGAAGAGCUCGCGCAUCUGGACGCGGAGUUGGCAAAUCAGCGACAUCUCAUCACGAAAUCGAAGCGCGAGCGAGAUGAAUACCGAACGGAAAACAACAAGUUACGACAGCAAACAGAUAUCAUCAAUUCUGACAUCCUGACGCUCGACUGGGAAACCCGGCAACAACGACAACAGGAGCUAAAACUUGAGGUAGUCGAUCGUUCAUUUUAA
Molecule: messenger RNA, 1728 nt
Organism: Neospora caninum
Lineage: Eukaryota; Apicomplexa; Conoidasida; Eucoccidiorida; Sarcocystidae
Product: putative ankyrin repeat-containing protein
Exons: 5
Coding region: 1-1728 (575 amino acids)
Biological process (GO): cilium assembly
Cellular component (GO): axoneme; ciliary basal body
Molecular function (GO): protein binding
Source: RefSeq, a predicted model, not a curated record